AUGCAUGUUCUUUCCAUGCUCAUGGCCGCAUUGGCUCAAGCGACUCUCAUAAAUGGCAGUCCCAUUCUUGUUCUUGGGGAUAAUGAACAGAAGAAGGGUUCUAUUGAUCCCGUCAAAAUCGUAGAGCAUGUCCGCGUCGAACGUGAACUUCAACUAAGCGCUCGAGACAUCGAAGAAGCUGAUCAACACGGCGUCGAUCUCAAUAAGAUGUACAAGCACUCCAUCCUGAAGCACACUGAUGGUAGCCUGUAUUCUAUUUGGGUCCAUAGCUCAUUCGACGGAAAUUUCUUCGGCGAUGAAAAGAAUGGAAAUGGCGCCCAUCAUUUGGGAAAGCGCUGGGACGAUCCACCUACCACCGCGUUCAACAGGUGGCCCGAAAUCUUCAAGUUGGGGGCAGACCAUGCCACGUGCAAAAAUACCGACUGGAAGAAGAAAACGGACCAGCACUCAGCCUUUGUUGACGGAGCUGAUGCCAUUAUGUCUUGGACUUACAAUAACCGGGGUGCCUGGAAAUUUGGCCCUAACGACGCUUAUCACAGUAGCGACAUUCUGGUAGGGGGCUCCGACACGGGUGCAAACAUGAGAUUCUCAAUUCGAAAGGACCUGGGGCAUGUUGUCUUCCUGGGUACCCAAGAUGUCUUCGAAGUCACACGUGACGCUCGUCACAAGUUCAAAAGGGACUUUCAUGGUGUAUGGCGUAUGGCUGGCAAGGGCAAGAUGGGUUGCUGGAACGGGGUGGAUUAUAGCAAGCUUCGGUGGGAGAUCGACCGAAGUGAUAGAGACGUACCAGCCGGACUUCCUCGGCCGCAGAACCACCAAAAGCCACAGAAACAACCUAAGCCAACACAGCAUCCCGAGCCAGAAGCCAACCCGGAGACAACGAACCUACCAAAGCUAGUACCCAAACCCGCACCCCCACAUCACUCCGAGACACAACCAUACCAUCAACCGUACCAACAGCCAAACCACCACCCACAGCCGGAUCAUCACUACCAGCCAGUAUACCAACCCGAUCCAGUAUUGCAGCCCAGGUCACCACAUCACCGAAAGCCAGAAUACCACCCAAACACAGCGCAACACCCCGAAACAGUGCACCACCAAUCGACCAUCCACCACUCAAAGCCAAUACAUCAAUCAAAGGCAGCAGUCCUACCACCGCCGCAGCCCGCAGUCCCGCCAUCUAUCCCGCCAGGAUAUCCACCAGGAGCAGGUCCGCCAGGACAAUAUACAUCGCCCCCAGAAGUUCACCAUCACCAUCAUUACCAAGCGGGCCAUCCACCUCGACCUGGCUGCUCAGGG
Molecule: messenger RNA, 1299 nt
Organism: Fusarium redolens
Lineage: Eukaryota; Fungi; Ascomycota; Sordariomycetes; Hypocreales; Nectriaceae
Exons: 2
Source: RefSeq, a predicted model, not a curated record